CACGCCAAAGCCACCUUUUUGCUUUCGGAGAAAGGGGACAGGUCGCCUCGGAGGAGCCGUAGCCGAGGGCUGGCGCCAGGACCAAGCGCAGCGCGAGACGAGCGCAAGACGAUCCGGGCGCGGAUGCUGAGCGCGCAGGGAGCUCGAGGCACAGCAGACCUCGGAGGACCGCGAGCCGCCCGCCCGCGCGCUGUCCCCCUGCACGGGAGCGGCGGCCGGGCCGCGCGCAGUUUCGGCGAAGCUCGCAGGCGGCAGGAAGCGCGAGCCAUGACGGCGUUUCGCAAUAGCGGGGCUCCCUGAAAACAAGACAAGCCCUUCCUCCUCGGAGAAGUCAGGCCGGAGGAGAGCCCGCUCGCUCCGCAGGCACUGAAGAGACGGGAGCCGGUCCAGCCGGGUGCGCGGCGGGCAGGGGGUCCGGUCCGGCUCGGCUCGGUUCGGCUCGGCUCGGCUCGGCUGGGGACCGCAGUGCCGGACGGGGCAGCGGCAGAGGGGGCUGCGCGGCGGGUUAUUUAUAGUCCUGCACCGCCUGCCCUUCCGUGCAGCGGGGAGCUGCAAGCAGAGCAGCAAACGCGUCCUGCUUUCUGCCUGUAAACAGCGCGGGGUCAGGCUUCAGCGCGCUGAUUGUUUAUUUGCUUGCUUGUUUGCGAUCGGUCUUUGUUGCGGGAAGGGGAAGCUACACGGACGCGAACAUUUAUUUUCCGGGACUGUGCUUCUCUUUUCUAAAAAAAACGGUUUUUUUUGUCGCGCAAGAGGACAGACAGGAGGAGGGUCGUGUCUUGCGGACUGCCGCCCUGCAAGGUCGCUCUCUGGCGGGCGGGACCGAACCGAACCCAAUCCAAUCCAACCCAACCCCCCUGGUCGCGCGACUCUUGACAGCUAGCGCUGAGGAAGCGGCUCGAGGAGGUUCGUCUGCCGGCCUGGGGGGAGGGCACGCGCAGUCUCGAGCUGCAGCACCGACUCCUUUCGGGGAGACCGAGCCUCGGCGCGCGCACCUGGACGCCCCUGCACGGGCCGGGACCCGCAGCGGGUUCGGUCCGGAGACCCGGCUCGUGAAGGAGGACCGGUCGCGAUGCGUGGGCUCGAGACGGACGGCGCGGUUUAAAAGCUAACGGCAGAACGGCACCGUCGCUCGAGGGCUCUAACGGAUCCACCGGUCCGGACGCUGAGCCCCCGACCCGUCGUGACUGAUCGCUCUUGGACCACCGGACCUGCGCUUUUCUGUGUCCUCGGUGGCGGCGUCGCGCACGAGGAAGUGAAAAUGGCGGACCUGGAGGCCGUGCUCGCCGAUGUCAGCUAUCUGAUGGCGAUGGAGAAGAGCAAGUCCACUCCCGCCGCCCGGGCCAGCAAGAAGAUCAUCCUACCCGAGCCCAGCAUUCGCAGCGUCAUGCAGAAGUACCUGGAGGAGAGGGACGAGCUGACAUUCGACAAGAUCUUCAACCAGAAAAUUGGGUUCCUGUUAUUUAAGGAUUUCUGCAUGAAUGAGAUUGACGAGGCUGUCCCACAGCUGAAGUUCUAUGAAGAGAUCAAGGAGUACGAGAAGCUGGACUCCGAGGAGGAGCGGCUGUGCCGGAGCCGGCAGGUCUAUGACAAGUACAUCAUGAAGGAACUGCUGUCCUGCUCACACCCCUUCUCUAAGAAAGCUGUGGAUCACGUCCAGACUCAUCUGGCCAAGAAGCAGGUGCCCCCCACGCUGUUCCAGCCCUAUAUCGAGGAGAUCUCUGACAGUCUGCGAGGGAAGAUCUUUCAGAAGUUCAUUGAGAGUGACAAAUUCACGCGGUUCUGCCAGUGGAAGAAUGUGGAGCUCAAUAUCCACCUGACGAUGAACGACUUCAGCGUGCAUCGGAUCAUCGGCCGCGGUGGCUUCGGAGAGGUGUACGGCUGCAGGAAAGCAGACACAGGGAAAAUGUACGCUAUGAAGUGUCUGGAUAAGAAGCGGAUCAAGAUGAAACAGGGGGAGACUCUAGCGCUAAACGAGAGGAUCAUGCUGUCGCUGGUCAGCACUGGGGACUGCCCAUUCAUUGUUUGUAUGACCUAUGCCUUCCACACCCCCGACAAGCUCUGCUUCAUCCUGGACCUCAUGAACGGAGGGGACCUGCACUAUCACCUCUCUCAGCACGGCGUGUUUAACGAGAAGGAGAUGCGCUUCUAUGCAGCUGAGAUCAUCCUGGGCCUGGAGCACAUGCACAACCGCUACGUGGUCUACAGAGACCUGAAGCCUGCCAAUAUCCUGCUGGAUGAGCAUGGCCAUGUGAGGAUAUCGGACCUGGGGCUAGCCUGUGACUUCUCCAAGAAGAAACCCCAUGCCAGCGUGGGAACACAUGGCUACAUGGCACCAGAGGUGCUGCAGAAGGGCACUGCGUAUGACAGCAGUGCAGACUGGUUCUCUUUGGGCUGCAUGCUCUUCAAACUGCUGCGGGGGCACAGUCCGUUCCGGCAGCACAAGACCAAAGACAAACACGAAAUUGACCGCAUGACGCUCACCAUGAACGUGGAGCUGCCAGACUCGUUCUCCCCGGAGCUGAAGUCCCUGCUGGAAGGGCUGCUGCAGCGUGAUGUUGCCAAGAGGCUGGGCUGUCUGGGCCGGGGGGCUCAGGAGGUGAAGGAACAUGUGUUUUUUAAAGGGAUCGACUGGCAGCAGGUGUAUCUGCAGAAGUACUCUCCGCCUCUAAUUCCGCCGCGGGGGGAGGUGAACGCAGCAGACGCCUUCGACAUCGGCUCCUUUGACGAAGAGGACACCAAAGGCAUCAAGCUGCUGGACAGUGAUCAGGAACUGUACAAGAAUUUCCCACUAGUGAUCUCCGAGCGCUGGCAGCAGGAAGUGGCUGAGACCGUAUAUGAAGCUGUCAACGCUGACACUGACAAGAUUGAGGCGCGCAAGAGAGCCAAGAACAAGCAGCUGGGCCACGAGGAGGACUAUGCCCUGGGGAAGGACUGCAUCAUGCAUGGCUACAUGUUGAAGCUGGGAAACCCCUUCCUGACGCAGUGGCAGCGGCGCUACUUCUACCUGUUUCCCAACCGUGUGGAGUGGAGGGGCGAAGGGGAGUCCCGGUGGUAUAACAGUCCCCUGUUUGUGAAUCUGCAGCAGAACCUGCUGACCAUGGAGCAGAUAGUGUCAGUGGAGGAGACGCAGGUUAAGGAGAAGAAAUGUAUCCUACUGCGCAUCAAGGGGGGCAAACAGUUCGUCUUGCAGUGUGAGAGUGACCCAGAGUUUGUGCAGUGGAAGAAGGAGCUGACGGAGGCUUUCACUGAGGCCCAGAAGCUGCUCCGCCGGGCACCUAAGGUCAUUGGCAAGACCCGCACAGCGGUGGUGGAGCUCUCCAAACCACAACUCACUCAUCGCAACAGCAACGGGCUGUAGAGCCUCCUUCCCAUCCCUCCAUCCUCUCUCCUCACAGGAGCACACCCUCACCCCAGCACUCAAGUGUAAAUAUUCAGUACUCUUAACAUAUCUUUGGAGUACCAGCAGCAGUGCAAACUGUCAUUUGCUCCCCCUGGUGGAUAGCAAUGGGACUGCAGUUUUAAUUUUGUCUCCCUCUGGUGGAUUGCAAUAGGACUGCAGUCUUUCUUUGGCCCCCCCUGGUGGAUUGCAGUGGGACUGUAACUGUCCUGUGUAUUUACUGUUGAGUCUUUGUGGGGGAGAUGGGGCACGAAUUUCUACUACUACCUUGGUUACUUCUGUAUGGAAAAAAUCCCCCAUUCCCUUCCAUCACCCUUCACCUUUCCACCCCACCCAUUCAUCUUAUUAAUGAUUGCUGUUGGUCAAACCUCUCUUCUAGACUGCUUCCUCAAAGACAUGGCCUGAGAUAGCACAUUGAGCUCAGACAGAACUAGAGCUGGACUGUCUUGACCUUUUUAUCUAUUUAUUUUUUAUUUUAAGAAUUCUGAUUUUUAAUAAAGAAACUGAUCUGAUAGUAA
Messenger RNA from Lepisosteus oculatus (spotted gar), 3915 nucleotides. RefSeq names its product G protein-coupled receptor kinase 3 (gene grk3). Gene Ontology annotation, molecular function: G protein-coupled receptor kinase activity; G protein-coupled receptor binding; ATP binding. The record is from RefSeq and is a predicted model, not a curated record. Gene Ontology annotation, biological process: G protein-coupled receptor signaling pathway; protein phosphorylation; regulation of signal transduction. Lineage: Eukaryota; Metazoa; Chordata; Actinopteri; Semionotiformes; Lepisosteidae.